AUGGCACUUAAAUUCGCGGAGGACUGGACUGGGUUGGCAGGGCAGAUUAGAUUCGAUAUUGACAAUCCAUCGACAAUCCUCAAUGGAUCAGCCGCAGAUGAAAAAAUGUGGAUCAAGAUCAUCGAACUCUACCGCCACCAGCACAUUAUUUAUGACAAGAACGCCCAACAGUGGCAAGCGAACUCUACGGCCAAACCAGAAACGCCGGACUCUACACCACAAACUGUUAGCACAACAAGAGAUGUUCGGCACCUGCCUCUUGAGACAAAGCGGUACUCGUUCAUGAUGGGCGACUUCCGGACCGAGAAGAGCAGUCCGCGGCGAAAUGGAAUUCGGUCCGAUUCACCUGACUCUGGACAGCUGAAACGGAAGCGCGAGCUCCUCGAUGAAGGACCAGAAGAAAUGCACAAGCGACAAGAGGUGGUAGACUCUCGUCCAGAGGACGCCGACCACAAUGAUCACGGUGCAGCCAAUGCAGCCUUCAGGAGUUGCCAGGAGCUAUCUUUGCUCAGCCCUCGGAAAGCUAAAAACGCGGCUGAAAAAUUUGCGACGGACAUAGGCGCAGGCCUGAGGUCUUAUAAAUCAGACCUGAACAAGGACACGGGCCGCAACAGGCGAAAGGAGAAGGUGGCUGAGAGGAAAAGCAUAGGUAAAGCCAUGUUCGUUAAGGCCCAGAUGUCUGUCAGCGGUCUUCCCAUCCAAAGUGCACAUUUGUGGCUCAUAGUUGCCAAAGGGAAUCUCCAGCCACAAGUGACCCCAUGGCACCCACCCCUCAGGCCCGGCGCCGAUGAUAUCCUUACAGGCCUCGAAGCGCUCGUCCGCCUCGAUCUGGGCGGCAUUGAGCAGAUAUCCUGUCACGUGUCAGUUUACAUUCCGGUCGAUUACACGUUCUAUAAGCGAAGCCUUGAACUGAGGCUGGGCCUUGGCGCCGCCAUGGCGCUAGUGAUGGAUGAUGAAAAGCAGCCACGAGGGUCAUCACAUUCGGCUAGUGUGCAUCUCACCAAAAGCGCUAAUUAUUCCAGCUUCGCACCUUCGGUAGUGGCUCUUGGCGUUGACAGGCCCAGCUAG
Fonsecaea pedrosoi CBS 271.37 is the source of this 1068-nucleotide messenger RNA. RefSeq lists its product as uncharacterized. NCBI's taxonomy places the organism in Eukaryota, Fungi, Ascomycota, Eurotiomycetes, Chaetothyriales, Herpotrichiellaceae. The transcript is spliced from 2 exons. The coding region runs from base 1 to 1068 and encodes 355 amino acids. The record is from RefSeq and is a predicted model, not a curated record.